Molecule: messenger RNA, 1718 nt
Organism: Prinia subflava (tawny-flanked prinia)
Lineage: Eukaryota; Metazoa; Chordata; Aves; Passeriformes; Cisticolidae
Gene: LHPP
Product: phospholysine phosphohistidine inorganic pyrophosphate phosphatase
Exons: 8
Coding region: 39-989 (316 amino acids)
Biological process (GO): dephosphorylation
Cellular component (GO): cytosol
Molecular function (GO): phosphatase activity; inorganic diphosphate phosphatase activity
Source: RefSeq, a predicted model, not a curated record
GGACUGCAUUUCCCGGCAGCGCCGGGCGCCGAGCGGCCAUGGCGGGCUGCGGCUGGGCCCGGGCCGUGCGGGGCUUGCUGCUCGAUGUCAGCGGGGUCCUCUACGACAGCGGCGCCGACGGCGGCGUCCCCAUCGCGGGCUCGGCCGAGGCCGUGCGCAGGAUCAAGGCCUCUGGGCUGAAGCUGCAGCUCUGCACCAACGAGACCCAAGCGACCCGGGAGAAUUUCGUGAGGAAGCUGCGGGCGCUGGGCUUCGACGUCUCGGUGGCCGAGGUGACGGCGCCGGCGCCGGCCGCCUGCCGCCUGCUGCGGGAGCGGGGCCUGAGGCCGCACCUGCUGGUGCACGACGAUCUUGUCCCUGAAUUUGCUGAGGUCGAUAAGACUAACCCAAACUGUGUGGUUCUUGGAGAUGCAGCAGAAAACUUCACCUAUGCAAACCUUAAUGAGGCUUUCCGGCUUCUGAUUGGGAUGGAGAAGCCUGUGUUGAUCUCCCUUGGAAAAGGACGCUACUAUAAAGAAACCGAUGGUCUGAAACUUGAUGUUGGAGCAUAUAUGAAGGCAUUAGAGUAUGCUUGUGAUGUCCAGGCUGAGGUGGUGGGGAAACCAGCAAAAACAUUUUUUGAGUCAGCCCUGGCAGAACUGGGAGUUCCACCAGAGCAGGCCAUCAUGAUCGGGGAUGACAUCGUGAAUGAUGUGGGGGGAGCCCAGCAGUGCGGGAUGAGAGCGCUGCAGGUGCGGACGGGCAAGUACAGGCAGGGGAUCCGAUGGAUUUAUGGAGGUGCAGUUGGAUGCUCUGAACCCUUGGGAGUUCAUGUGCGUGGCCCGUGGGAUGCUCUGGUUAUUUUCACUGUCACCACUUGGAGGCCGUGGGAGCCGGGGAUGCAGAUGGAGCUCAGGGGAGGCACAGGCCAAACAUCAGCUGGAGUCACUCAAAACCUUCUCCUUCCUCGGGGCUCUGCAGGCCGUCCGAUGAAAACCACCCCGAGGUGAAGCCGGAUGCCUCCGUGAACAACCUGGCCGAGGCCGUGGACAUCAUCCUGCAGCAGCAGUGAAUCCCAGCAGGAGCAGGGCUGAGCCCUCACAUGCAGCCCCUCCAUGGAGCCCUUCAUCCUCUCCUGCCUCCGCCUCACCUUGCUGAACCCAGCCCAGCCUUGUCCAGGGUGGUGGGCACCCGCCUUCCGAAACGCUUCACAUUAUGGUACUAAAAUGAUCUGCUGGCCUCUCAUCCACGGGAACACCAAACCUGCUGGCCUCUGGAAGUCUGGAAUGUCCUGUCCUUGGUGCCUGCGAGGGGCCUCAGCCUCCUCUGGGUGGUGCUGGGGUCUGUUCCCCCUUUUUGUCUUUGCUCCCACUGGGGACCCAGCCUGGAGGUGGGAAACGGGGAACCCGGGCACCCUCUCAUGAAUGGAUUUACCUGUUUAAGCCACAUGCCCUGUGCCUUUUGGGGUGCCUGGGAUGGGAUGGGGAUGUCCUUGGGGCUGAUGGAGGCCACCAAGCUCCAGGGUCCAGUGUGUGCCUCGAGUGGCACAAAACCCCUGGGGAGGGGGACAGCCCCACAUGCCCUGGCAAGGCAGGACCAUGGUUCUGCCAGGAUCAGCUCCUGGUUCUGCCAGGAUCUGCCCAUCUGGAGCAGCCCUGGGUGAGGGCACAGGAAUCCAGUAACACAUUAGGGAAUAACUGCACCAUCCUGUCAGGAAUAAACCCUGUCCUUUGGAUCUG